AUGUCCGCUGCACCAUCUACGGGCGCCCCCGUCCCAACCGCAAAGGCCGUCAGCACCGAUAAAUCCGCCGAUGCGGCGAAAGAUCAAAAGACCGCUACUAUGUUAGAAGAAGAUGAUGAAUUUGAGGAUUUUCCCGUUGAGAACUGGAGCCAAGAAGAUACAGAAGUACCCGGCGACAACACACACUUGUGGGAAGAGAGCUGGGAUGACGAUGAUACAUCGGAGGAUUUCUCCGCACAAUUGAAGGAAGAAUUGAAGAAAGUCGAAGCAAACAAGAAGAGAUGA
This is a messenger RNA of Sclerotinia sclerotiorum 1980 UF-70, 285 nucleotides long. RefSeq lists its product with no specific name. Gene Ontology annotation, cellular component: proteasome regulatory particle, lid subcomplex; proteasome complex. The record is from RefSeq and is a predicted model, not a curated record. The transcript has 3 exons. Bases 1 to 285 code for a protein of 94 amino acids. NCBI's taxonomy places the organism in Eukaryota, Fungi, Ascomycota, Leotiomycetes, Helotiales, Sclerotiniaceae. Gene Ontology annotation, biological process: proteasome assembly; mRNA export from nucleus; double-strand break repair via homologous recombination.